This is a messenger RNA of Gryllus bimaculatus (two-spotted cricket), 452 nucleotides long. The record is from the annotation of a GenBank genome assembly. NCBI's taxonomy places the organism in Eukaryota, Metazoa, Arthropoda, Insecta, Orthoptera, Gryllidae.
GUCCAUAUGUCACAGCGAUAGACAUAUUUCUCACACAAAAUUACAUGGAAGGAACAUUCAAUUCCUGCAUCAACGUUCAAAUGCCCUCCACCGGACAUCAAGCAUUGGAUAUGAUGUGCGGCAACUACGAAGCUGCCAAAUGCGAUUACGUCAAGUGGUUCUCAUUCAUGGGCCAUGAAAACACUCCUCUUGUGCCAUUUCCAAUUAACUAUUUUCCUGAAGAAAAUGCAGACUAUACUCCAGAGGAUGUGCCCUAUUUCACCUGCGAUCAGGUGUGGGAUGAAGGUGAUGAGCAAUGCAGCUGCAUGGAUUGUAAAAAUGUGUGCUUGCCGUACGAGUUGGAGGAAGAGAAGCCUCCCUUCACUAUCAACGGCACUGACGGAGUGGCGGUCGUCAUGGCUAUCGUAUUCGCCUUACUAGCUCUUGGAAUAACAAUUGGAGUGCUCGUCGCA